Xenia sp. Carnegie-2017 is the source of this 2222-nucleotide messenger RNA. Its product is annotated as WW domain-containing oxidoreductase-like. The coding region runs from base 14 to 1342 and encodes 442 amino acids. The transcript is spliced from 9 exons. NCBI's taxonomy places the organism in Eukaryota, Metazoa, Cnidaria, Anthozoa, Malacalcyonacea, Xeniidae. Gene Ontology annotation, molecular function: protein binding. The record is from RefSeq and is a predicted model, not a curated record.
AUUGUGAAACAAGAUGGCGGAAAGAAUUAAAGAUGUAGAUGAUGGAAACGAUCUUCCUUUCGGUUGGGAGUCUCGUUUUAUGUCCGAUGGACGGCUGUAUUACAUCGAUCACAAUACAAAGAAAACGCAGUGGCAACAUCCAAGAACUGGUAAUGUAACCAAAAUAGACGGAGAGUUGCCAUUUGGUUGGUACAAGCAGGAAGAUAACGAUGGUGCAACAUGUUUUUUUAGUACUAUCAACGGAAAGUCAACUUACAUUGAUCCACGCGUUAUUUUUAAAACAAAACCAAGAGUUAAAGGGAAGAUUAAGGUGGAUGCAUGCCAAACAGCAUCAGAUGUUUUGAAGAAUAAAAAUCUCUCAGGAAAAGUUGUCAUUAUCACUGGAGCUAAUUCCGGAAUAGGGUUUGAAACAGCUAAAGCAAUGUCUCUCUUUGGUGCUCACGUAAUUAUGGCUUGUCGUGAUCUUCACAAAGGAAGCAUUGCAGCUGAAAAAAUUCGUUCUGUUCGCAAAACUAUCAUUCCCUUAGUAACUGUGCUAAAAUUGGACUUGGCUUCAUUUGCUAGCAUCAGAGAAUUUGCUGAAAAGUUUGAUGAUAUGAAAUUAUCUCUCAAUAUUUUGAUAUGUAACGCUGCUGUGUGGACAUCUUCAUGGCAAACAACACAAAACAACGUUGAAAAAACCUUUGGUGUUAACCAUGUUGGACAUCAUUAUUUGGUGAGAAUGUUACAAGAUAAUUUAAUCUCAUCUGCACCUUCAAGGGUUGUAGUUCUCACAUCUGAAUCACACAGAUUUCCAAACUUUGACUACUCGGAACAUCUGGACUUGAAAAAUCUUCCUCAGACAAGAGACAAUUACUGGUCAAUUCUUGCUUACAACCAAAGCAAACUUUGCAACAUUUUAUUUUCCAUGGAAUUCAAUCGUCAGUUUUCUUCACAUGGGGUAACAUCAAAUGCUGUACAUCCUGGCAAUAUGAUCUACAGCUCAUUGGGAAAAAGCUCUUUGUUCAUUUCAAUAUUUUAUGCACUGUGUCGACCAUUUUCAAAAUCAGCUGCUCAAGGGGCUGCUGUUGUUGUAUAUUGUGCCACAUCAAGUGAACUGGAUAAUGCUGGUGGAUAUUAUUUUAAUAAUUUUUAUGCAAUUGAACCAUCAAAAGAAGCUAUGAACUCAACGAGAGCCAAAGAACUUUGGAAAUUUACGGAGAACUUAAUAAAGACACACCAGCAGGAAAAGGUUUUCUCAGUAGGAACAGUCAGAGAACUUGAACGGAUCACUUUAUUAAAGCGUCAGCAACUGUUAAUAUAUUUUUGUUUUUUCAAUACUAAAUGGAAGGGAAAACGCUAACAAGAAUGGGCCAGACAUCACAGAACUCAAUAAGGGAGUCAAAGAUUCACCUAAAUGUUGAAGGAACUCCAGGAAAUAAUGAAGAAAGAGAUGAGUUUUAUGUUCAGUUGGCAGAAAAAUGCAAACGUCAAGCUGCCAAGGAAGUGAACGAACUGAAAAAUAAGGAAGACUGUUCAAAAAUGUCUAACGGUCGUAGUUUGACCGUCGUCCGAAUUCCUCGGUAUUUAAACGAUGAAAACCUCAGAAAAAUUGAAAACCAUUUAUCGGAAUACUAUAUGGAGACAGUCUGUCAAAAAUUAUGGCAAAAUGCACAGAAUGCAGUCUAUGGUGUAGAAUGUAUAAGCAGUUGCAGUUAAAAUGAAACUGUAGAAAACAAAAGACAUGUUAUCGUUCAACUGUUACACGAGAAAAUAUGCACCUCAACCUUCACAAAGGUCCAACGAACACCUAACAUGAGAGUGAAGAUAGCUGAGAAAAAGCCAUCCUGAUUUGAAAAUGAAAAAAAAACGUUUUUAUGGAAUGGAGAAAUUUUCUUCGUGAUGUGUGUGUCAUCAUACUAUGUUCAACUAGCAGUUAUUGGAGACAAUUUUACUUUAUUUAUUGAAGAGAAACAUAAAUUGUAUGCACUAUUGCCAUGUAAAUAUCUAACAUUACACAAGUACAAAACGAAUGCUUUUAUAAUGGCUAUCAAAUGACGAGCUUUAGGCACUUCAAGUCCUAUUUAUCUUAACAGCACUAAUCUUCAAGUUCGCGCAAAAAGCGGAGGAGUUAAUAUACAUAGACGUUAAAAAUAAAACUAAUGCCUUUUUGUUGUAAAACUACUUACUUGCGUUAGAAUUAAUGUUUGCAAAGAAAAAUAUAUAUGAUAAAAUCUGUCUAA